AUGCCGCGGAAAACCGAAGAGCGACUCAGUCAGACUUCUGUCAAUGGGUUUCCGGAAACUGAUGCCGAUGACGAUCCACCUUCUACGGAGACCUACUUAUUCGUAGCGGAGAACAACACAACCACUUCGGCAUUUGCCACAGUAGCCGACAUAUUAGAAGAAGCGGAAGAGUAUGACCUGGAAUUGCUUUCGGCUACAUCAGCGAAUGCCGAUACUUAUUCACGUAUACCUACAGGAGCCUCAAAAAUUUCCAUCGAGUCGAUGCUCCAGGAAGUUAUUACAUGGUGA
Molecule: messenger RNA, 288 nt
Organism: Penicillium manginii
Lineage: Eukaryota; Fungi; Ascomycota; Eurotiomycetes; Eurotiales; Aspergillaceae
Exons: 1
Coding region: 1-288 (95 amino acids)
Source: RefSeq, a predicted model, not a curated record